Molecule: messenger RNA, 209 nt
Organism: Racocetra persica
Lineage: Eukaryota; Fungi; Glomeromycota; Glomeromycetes; Diversisporales; Gigasporaceae
Source: the annotation of a GenBank genome assembly
UCAUACUAGCUCUUUUUAUAGAAAUGAUACUGCACUUUUAGCCCAAAAAGAUUUAUUUUCAAUAUAUAAUUCGAAUAAAAGAAAAUCUUUUUAUUUGAUUAUUGAUAUUGAUGCAAGACAAAAGCCUGAUUCUACAAAUCCUAAACAGCCUUUCUUAGAAGAUAAAAAAAUUACACAAGAAGAUUUGUUAUCUCGAAUUUUAGUUGCUU